GCCAUUUCCAUGAAAAGCACAAUGAUGAGCAACAUGAGUUGUUAUCUCAUCAGCAGAGAGCGAAAACAGGAGGAAGCACAGUGACGAGUUUAUCUUUCAUCAUCAAUCCUCGUCUUAAAGUGCUGCCUUCACACAGACAAGUCAAUGAGUGAUCUUUGUCCUCUGAGUCAGUUAAUCAUUCAGUGAAAGUCAAGGAUUUAAAAGCCUGAAGCACUUAAACCUCAGAGAGGAGUCCUCUGUCACUGGCCUGGAGACAUGGACACCGAGCCGUCCCAGGAUGCAGCAAGAGACACGGCGCACAAAGACCGGAGCAGCGGACUCAUGCUGAGGAUCAGGAAACUCAACCCCAAGGACGUCUUUACCUGGCAGCUGGCCAAGACGCUGGCCAUGGGUCAGGGUCUGGCCGGGCUCAUCUGCGGCACGGCCGUCACCUCCCAGUAUCUGGCCACGAGCUUCCACGUGAACACGCCCAUGAUGCAGAGCUUCCUGAACUACAGCCUGCUGUGUGUCACAUACACCAGCAUGCUGCUCUGCAGGACAGGGGAUGGAAAUAUUUUACAGAUUCUGAGGCGGCGAUGGUGGAAGUACCUCCUGCUGGGCCUGGUGGACGUGGAGGCCAACUACACUGUGGUGAAAGCAUACCAGUACACCACCCUCACCAGUGUGCAGCUGUUGGACUGCUUUGUGAUCCCAGUCCUGAUGAUUCUGUCCUGGUGGAUUCUGAAGACCCGUUACAGGCCGGUCCACUACGUAGCCGUCUGUAUCUGUCUGCUGGGGGUGGGGGCCAUGGUGGGGGCCGACCUGCUGGCAGGACGGGAUCAGGGCUCCUCCUCAAACAUCCUGCUGGGCGACUGUUUGGUGCUGAUCAGCGCGACGCUGUACGCUGUGUCCAACGUGUGCCAGGAGUACACCGUGAAGAACCUGAGCAGGGUGGAGUUCCUGGGCAUGAUCGGCCUGUCCGGCACCAUCAUCAGCACCGUACAGAUGGUGGUCCUGGAGCGUAAUGACAUUGCUGCCAUCCAGUGGAGCUGGCAAGUCGGCCUCCUGUUCGCUGCCUACGCCCUGUGCAUGUAUGCUCUGUACAGCUUCAUGCCCGUGGUGGUGAAGCAGAGCAGCGCCACCUCCGUCAACCUGUCCCUGCUCACCGCUGACCUCUUCAGCCUCUUCUGUGGGAUCUUCCUCUUCCAGUACAAUUUCUCAGGACUAUACCUGGUCUCGCUGAUGGUCAUCCUCACUGGCUUCAUCACCUUCAACGCUGUGCCGACGCCCGCUGACCACACAGUCUCCACCACCUCCUCUUCAUCCUCCAUCUGUGAGGAAGGUUCCUAUGACAACCCUGCUGGCACUCAGAAUGACAUCACCGAGCAGGAAGUAGCCAUUAGGAUCGACACUAAGCAGGAGGAGGAGGAGGGUGAUGAGAAGGAGAAGGGACGGGGGGAGGAGAGGACGAAGAGGACUUCAGGGACGUCUCAGAGCCUCGGACGAGGGAGCAGUGAUGAGAAUGUUGUUGCUGUUGAACGCAGCACUAAAAUGUGAACUACAGCACAUGAGCCUGUCAACAGGUCUCAUAUGUAUAUUUUUAAACACCUUUAUUUAUUGACAACUGCACACAGUACAUACAGAAGAGCACAAUGCAGAAAUGUAUAGAAUCAAAGGAAAUAAAAGAACAUGUCAACCUUGAACUAUGUGUAAACUUUUGGUUAUUUGUGCUGAUGGACGUUCACACAUCACGUAUCGGAUGCAGAAUUAACUCCUUUUGAGGCAGUAAAAAAGGUUAAAACAAGCGCUCCCUCCGCUCUCACCGGCACAUCCUGGAGAAAUGUAGGAAACAGUAAACCUGAGCCUCUCUGGGAGCAUCACACAACCUUUCUGGGCUUCUGGUGUCACCAGCGGCAUCCGGGCUGAGACUUCCUCUUCCUGUUUUCGGUCUGAGGAGCAGUUUGAGCUGAGUUGUUUUCAGCUAAUCUCUGGAAAAAGACAUCUGCAGGUAAAU
This is a messenger RNA of Scatophagus argus, 1993 nucleotides long. Its product is annotated as solute carrier family 35 member F2-like. The record is from RefSeq and is a predicted model, not a curated record. The transcript is spliced from 8 exons. Gene Ontology annotation, biological process: transmembrane transport. Gene Ontology annotation, cellular component: membrane. Gene Ontology annotation, molecular function: transmembrane transporter activity. Bases 256 to 1536 code for a protein of 426 amino acids. Lineage: Eukaryota; Metazoa; Chordata; Actinopteri; Scatophagidae.